UGAUGAGAAGGGUUGAAGAAAAUCACCUUUGAAGUUCACUACAUUUAGCUAAAGAAGUAGAAAGCCAAACUGGGGUGAUUAUUUCCUGUGACACAAUACAGCGUACAUUGCAGAGGAAUGGCAUGCAUGGGUGUCAUCCACAAAGAAAUCCUCUCCUAAAGCACAUGCACAAAAUAGCCCGCCUAGUAUUGACCAGGGCCCAUGCUGAAAAAGAAGAAGACUACUGGGACUCUGUACUCUGGAUUGAUGAGACCAAGAUAAAUGUUUUUGGAACUGAUGGCUUCAAAAUUGUAUGGCGUCACAAAGGUGAGGAGUACAAAGGAAAAUGCUGUGUGCCUACAUGAAUUUCAUUCAUGGUAUCAUGAAUUCACAGAUGUAGUGCACUAUAUCGAAAGAGAAGAUGCUACCAUCACUCAGAGCCCUUGGUUUUUGUGCACUUUUACAACUGACAAUGAUCCAAAACACACAUCUAAGGCCACUGUUGCAUUUACGAAGAAGAACAGGGUGAACGUGAUCCAGUGGCCAAGUAUGUCUAAUGAUCUGAACCCAAUUGAACACCUACAGUAUGGGGAAUUCUGA
Molecule: messenger RNA, 579 nt
Organism: Staurois parvus
Lineage: Eukaryota; Metazoa; Chordata; Amphibia; Anura; Ranidae
Source: the annotation of a GenBank genome assembly